Messenger RNA from Melampsora larici-populina 98AG31, 676 nucleotides. RefSeq lists its product as uncharacterized. Bases 38 to 616 code for a protein of 192 amino acids. The transcript has 2 exons. The record is from RefSeq and is a predicted model, not a curated record. Lineage: Eukaryota; Fungi; Basidiomycota; Pucciniomycetes; Pucciniales; Melampsoraceae.
CUUUGGUCAGUACUUACGAGCCCUCGAACCACUUCUGAUGUGCGAGUGUUGGCAGCAGAUCUGUCAAGCAAAGGAAGCGGUUGCUUCAGGUGAAAAGACAGCAGUUCCCUGUGAAGUAGUUGGUCGCACUUCAGUUGACGAUUUUGUAGAAAUUUAUACUAUGAUCAAACAUGGCAUGUUACCAGAUCGAGUGUUUUUCACAGAAGCUGAUUUAGUUUUACUUCGAGCCGUCAAUAAGCCUUCCUCUCAUUCUGUUAUGGCCAAGGUGAUCGGCUUGUCUCGUAAACCCGAAUGUUUCGAACUUAACUUGCGCAUGCAUUUUGGUAGUGUAAGAUCUGAAGUUAGUGGUUUCUUGGUACCGAAGACGAAAUGGGAAGUGAUUCAUCUAUGCAGUCUGAGCACAACACAUCGGGAAUGGGCUGCCCUAAGAUCUUUGCCGUAUCUAACAUUGGGUGGUGAUAUUCUAGAAGCCCGUAUCACUCAACCUGCACCUAUAACAGAACAACAGCUCGCAAAAGUAAUGCAGUGCCAGAAAGUCAAUGAACCACAAGGUCGUGCGAUCAUUAGCUCUCUAGCCACACCAGGCUUCUCUCUCAUUCAAGGGUCAGUUUCGUGAAUCCACCACUUGAUCGGAAGACUAAAUCUCAUCGAUUUCUUACAGUCCGCCGGGUACGGG